Molecule: messenger RNA, 3588 nt
Organism: Aspergillus terreus NIH2624
Lineage: Eukaryota; Fungi; Ascomycota; Eurotiomycetes; Eurotiales; Aspergillaceae
Product: putative serine/threonine protein kinase
Exons: 7
Coding region: 1-3588 (1195 amino acids)
Biological process (GO): protein phosphorylation
Molecular function (GO): ATP binding; protein kinase activity
Source: RefSeq, a predicted model, not a curated record
AUGCAAGAUCAGAACCCUCUAGAAAACCAUGGACGCCCCUGCGGGUUUGAAAAUUCCUCCUCAAGUCUUGUUAUGUGUGCUGACUCGUGUGGCCUUAGUGCUCCACCCGGUCGAGGUUUCGAGGCACGCAUCUCGCCAACCACCUUUGCCGGUGGAAGUUCCCAUCCUCAAAAUCUCCCAUCUGCUUCGUCAGUCCAGGCGUCACAAGGGGCCUUUGGCAUUCCUCGAGAGCCGUUGAUCCCCAGACCCGUUGGGAACAGCAAUCCCUUUGCCUCCGUACCUAACUCAGGGCGGUUUCGUGAACAUUUCGAAGACGACGCCCCUUCGUACCCUUUACCGAGCAGUGGCUCGAAUUCGCACCAGCAGUCGAGCUCGGAACAACGCGGUCAUACAGCCUCUCCAUCUUUCGGGAGUGUCCUAGGUUCGCCUGGCCCGUCGAUCCCAGCAACCCCCUAUCUCCACGGAUCUUCAUCUAGCGAUCUCCUUGCAAGUUUCCGCCGCUUCAGACAGAACUCCGGGGGAAACAGUCGUCAUAUCUCAAAGGAAGAUAUUGGCCCACCUCUACCCACAGACGCCAAUCCAUUCAGCCUCAGUGGCAGUGUAGGAGAAGGAAACAAUCCAGGCCUGUAUCCCGAGAUCUCUCCUGCUGAAGAGCCUGACAAACCCGGAAACCGCCGAGACCAUUCGACGGGCUCCAUUACUUCUGCGAUUAGAAGUUUGUUCUCUCACAGCAAGAAGAAAUCGAGUGAUAUUCUCGUUCCUGGACAACCCCCUCACACCCGCAAACCCUCCCAUCUUCGCCAACUUUCGAAGUCGAUAUCGAAGUUGAAAUUGCGCUCGAAGAGCGACCCCAUUGACAAAAGGGUCAACCGUGCUUUCGCAGCUGAAAGUAGUGACGUCGGUUUUUACCAUUCGACACCAACCUAUCUCCCCAGUGGCGCUCCUCGUCCUUUAGCUCUGACCACGCUUUCGGCGCCUCAACUGAGCCAAAAUCGGUUUGUCAGCCCUUACCAGAUAUCAAACGCACACCCGUCACAAGGUUCAUCAAGCGCCAGCCAGGAGUCUCUGCUUCCUCCUGUUCCGGAUCUUCCUUGCCGUACUCGCGACUAUUCUGAGGCGAAGACCCGGUUCCCGAAAUUGAAAGACCUCAUCAUGGAUCCCACUCGCACUUCUCGUUUCCUGGACCCGACGUCCGCGAUGGCGGCCAUCACAAAGCACAAAGCGGAGGCAAUCAAGCUUGCCAAGGAACAGGCAGCCGCGGUACAGGAGAUGUGCCGCAGAGCAAAAACCGAAACGCCGCCAUACGAGUUCGAAGAGCUGAUCGGCAAAGGCUCGUACGGUCGUGUGUAUAAGGGCCAUCAACUCCCCUCUCGCAAGGUUGUCGCGAUCAAGGUUAUGGAUAUCGAUUCGAUGGAUUACAAGUCCCUCCGCGAUUUCAAAGACGAGUCCAUCAAAGAUUUCAUCCACGAAACCAAGGUUAUGAAGCAGGUCAAGGACGCUGGAGCCAAGAACAUCAACGAGUUGAUUGAGGCUAUUUCGAUUCAUUCGCAGCUGUGGCUGGUUUGCGAAUACUGUCCUGGUGGUAGUGUGAGGACUCUGAUGCGGGCCACAGGAGAUCGCCUCGACGAGAAAUUCUUGAUUCCAGUGGCACGCGAACUCGCUGCUGGUUUACGUGCCAUUCAUGAUGCGGGCAUCAUCCACAGAGACAUCAAGGCUGCCAAUGUCUUGAUCCACGAAGAAGGCCACUUGCAGAUUUGUGACUUUGGCGUGGCAGGCGUCCUCCAGUCACAAAAGGACAAACGGUCCACCUGGAUUGGGACGCCGCAUUGGAUGCCGCCGGAGAUGUUUUCGACCCGGGGCGAGGCCCACAAAUACGGAAGCGAGAUUGACGUUUGGGCGUACGGAUGUACCUUGUUCGAAUUCGCCACUGGCAACCCUCCCAACUCAAACUUGCGUGAACGUAUGCAAAUCGGAAGACAACUGAACCGUACCACCCCGAAGCUGGACAACGUGAAAUACAGCGAUGGCCUCAAGAAUCUGGUGUCAUUCGCUCUCGAAUCGAAUCCCGCUACUCGGCCUUCUAUGGCUGAUAUUCUCUUGCACCCUUACAUCGCCGAUUCUGAGGAGAUCUAUCCUACGUCCUCGUUACGUGAACUUGUUCGGAUCUACUAUCAGUGGUCCCAGCGCGGAGGACAGAGAAUCUCCUUGUUUCACCCCGGAGGAGCUGCAGCUGCAGAAGUCCCAGGCGUCGAGUCCGACUUUGAAGAGGACUGGAACUUUAGCACUACAGAUGGCUUCGAGAGGCGGUUCUCCGUCAUUGAUCUGGACCAAGUUGCUGCGUCUUUGGCGGAAAUGGAAAGGGAAGACAGCCCGGCUCGUCCCGUCGAAUCCGACUCGAACGAAGAACCUGUCCAAACCGCCAUGACCGAAGAAGACAAAGCGAACUUUGAUGAACGCGUCCGCAGAGGCGCUGAAGCCAUGGAAGGUCUUUUCAACGAAGAAAAGCCGAGUUAUAGAUACGAGACCAAGAAUGAUUUCGUGCCAGUCGAGCCCCGACCACCAGUCUCUGACCUUCCUCUCCGCAUGGAAACCGACCGUUCCUCUGUCACCUCGACUUUUAUUGACAUUGACAUUGGAUCUUUCGAUUCCUCACAUUAUGCUGCGGGGGCAACAUCAGCCCAGCCCUUCCAGCUUGCGGACGCCGAUACGAUCAAAGCUAACAGAUCAAGCGGUCGCCAGCAGCGCAACUCAAACGAAGCGCGUUCUCGCUCAUCCAGCAGUGAUGUUGAGGCCACCCGCGAGUCGGUCGACAUGACUUACCAACCCCAAAACGGCCCACGCCCCCCGACUAUGGACUGGAAAUUCCCCGUGUUCAUGCAGCCUGCGACAGAGGAGGCGUCCGAGGCAGAAGCUGAAAGUCCUAAGCAAGAAGCACCAGAGGCUGAUCUCAGCGGCAGACGCGCGACAAUGGAAUGGACCUUCCCCGUCAUGACCUCCAACGAACAAGGGAGCCAGGAUAGCGCAGUGGACUAUAACCGUUACAGCACUCUCAGAGCGCCUUUGACGGCUCUCCAGGAACCUUUAACGGCCAACCGUACCUCCAGCAUCGGUGAGCCAGGCGACUCUCGACCGUCCACAUCGACCUCCGGAAAGUCCAGUAUCUCCGUCAGCUCUGAGACCGAUUACGACCCCUUCCGUUUCGACCGCCCCUCCACUCCUCCCCAUGCUUCUAUCGAGCAUGCGAGAUCCUCAAGCAACGAGUUUCCGGUGUUGGAAUUGUCGGAUUACAGCGACCCUGAGCGAUCAUCUGUUCUGGACGGCCCUGGUCCUGACGAAGAAGACGAGCCUCUCGGGGAAAAUCAUUCAGUGCCUCAGUCUGAGCCGUUCCCAACCGCCAUCCCGUCGAGAGCCCCUGAGGCCAACGCGCCCUUCCCCACCAUCGACGAGUCUCCUAUGUCUGAGCCUUUGCCGACCGCGAGGCGUGAUCCCCCAUCAAGUAUUGCUUCGAUGGGCCCUAUCCAAUUCCCCGAGCUACUUCCGCCGCGGCUUGAGCGCCGACUCCAGCAAAGACCGCAGCUCGACUUCUGA